Coregonus clupeaformis (lake whitefish) is the source of this 1523-nucleotide messenger RNA. RefSeq names its product synaptogyrin-1. Gene Ontology annotation, cellular component: synaptic vesicle membrane; neuromuscular junction. NCBI's taxonomy places the organism in Eukaryota, Metazoa, Chordata, Actinopteri, Salmoniformes, Salmonidae. Bases 336 to 1049 code for a protein of 237 amino acids. The record is from RefSeq and is a predicted model, not a curated record. The transcript has 4 exons.
UAUUUGACUAUUUCAAUAUUCUUAUUAAUCAAGACUGUAUUUCCAGACAGGCCUAUUCCCGGUGCACUGUCUGUUAUUUAACAGUUACUCGGUUCGCACAGGGAGAGUCGCGGGGCGCUGUAGAGCCGUCGGUGAGUGUGCGAAUCCCCAGCAGCCCGCUCGCUCUGCACCGUGAGGCGACGUUAACUCCUUCUCUCAGCCAGCCGCAGCGCGAGACCCAGACCGGAGGACAGGCUGUGAUAUCUCAACGACACUGAAACCCGGAGGAAUAACUGAUAAAAAUCAAGAAGAAAUAGAAAAAAAACGAAAGAUAAAGAAAAUAGACGGAGGGAGGGAUGGAGCCGGUGGGCUCGUUUCUUCCCGGUAAAUCCGGGAGCUCGCACUUUGAUCCGGUGGUCUUUGUCAAACAGCCGCGGACCAUCCUCAGACUACUCUGCUGGGUAUUCUCUAUAGUAGUGUUUGCCUGUAUAGUGAAUGAAGGCUACAUGAACAUCGGCAGCGAGCGGUUGCUAUGCGUCUUCAAUAAGAACGCUGAUGCCUGUAACUAUGGCGUUACCGUGGGCGUGGCCUGUUUCCUAGGCAGCAUCUGCUUCCUGGUUCUGGACAUCUACUUCCCCACCAUCCACAGUGUCCGGCUCAGGAGGAGAGCGGCUCUCAUCGACAUGGCCUUCUCUGCCCUGGCCAGCUUCCUGUGGUUGGUGGGUUUCUGUUUCCUGGCCAAUCAGUGGCAGCAGACGACAGAAGACGAGCUCCCAUUGGCUCAAGGCUCCGACGCCGCCAGGGCCGCUAUCGCCUUCUGCUUCUUCUCCAUCCUCACCUGGGCUGGCCUGACGGCGCUUGCUCUCCAGACGUUCAUCAACCUGUUCCAAAACUUCAGCCUCUUCACCGAUCAGCCCGACAACAACACCGGUUACCUCGACAACCCCCGCAGAACGCCCGUCGCCAACGGAGUCACCGUAGUAACCACCAACCCCUACCAGCAGGCCCCUCCCUUCAGCGAAACUCUGAGUCUGGACCCUUCCACCCUCACACCUGCUCCUGUCUUCUAGAGGAGAGAGAGAGAGAGAGAGAGAGAGAUGGAGAGAUGUAGAGAGAGUGAGAAGAGAUGGAUGGAGAGAGAUGAGGAGGAAUGGACAGAGGGAGAAAUAGAGGAAGAAUAGGAGAGAGUUUCUAGGUGUGAGACCGUUGUGACACGACAGACGCUGUAGUCUGCACCCUUCUACCCCUCACACCUGGUCCUGUCUUCUAGAGGAGAGAGAGAGAGAGAGAGAGAGAGAGAGAGAGGGAGAUGGAGAGAUGGAGAGAGAGUGAGAAGAGAUGGAUGGAGAGAGAUGAGGAGGAAUGGACAGAGGGAGAAAUAGAGGAAGAAUAGGAGAGAGUUUCUAGGUGUGAGACCGUUGUGACAUGACAGACGCUGUAGUCUGCACCCUUCUACCCCUCACACCUGGUCCUGUCUUCUAGAGGAGAGAGAGAGAGAGAAGAGAGAGACGGAGAGAGAGAGAGAGACGGAGAGAGAGAGAGAG